AAUACAUUUAAACGUAUAUCCAAUACACAAAUAUAAAAAAACAAAGAACACUACACGCUUAUACCGCUGAUUUCUCUUAAUUAAACUCCGGCUAAAGAUGAUUCAUAAAUAAAUUCAUAUAUAAAGUAAUCAAAUAUGUUUAACACACAUAGAUAAUGGUCCACUUAGGUAAUUAUGUCGGGUGUUGAAAUUAAGCAAUCAAAACAAAAUAGAUAUGUUGAUAUAUUCGCACGAUAUGAUUCAGUAUAUAAAGUAUUUUCUUCUUUCUUUAAUAUAUAAAAUAUAAACUUAUCUUCUCUUUUUUUGCUAACAUGUAACUCAUAUAUUCGUUUCUACAUAUUCAAGAUCUCUCUGUCUUUCUCUUAUUCCAUUCUAACUUUUAACUUCAAAACAGUUUCUCUUUCUUUCCUUUUCCCCAGCCUAACCAUGUCAUCUUACAAUACACCGGAUCAACCUUCUUCCUCUUCCAACUCCGGCCACCACAUGCCACCACCGGUUCAACAACAACUUAGCCGCUACGAAUCACAGAAACGCCGCGACUGGAACACGUUUCUACAAUACCUUAAAACCCUAAAUCCACCCAUAAAAAUCUCCCAAUUCGACCACACGCACGUGCUAAGCUUCCUCGACUACUUAGACCAGUUCGGUAAAACCAAAGUCCAUCACCAAGCUUGUGCCUUCUUCGGGCAACCCGAUCCACCAUCUCCUUGCACCUGUCCUCUUAAGCAAGCUUGGGGAAGCUUAGAUGCUUUGAUCGGACGGCUGAGAGCUGCUUACGAUGAACAUGGUGGUGAAUCAUCCGAUAGUAACCCGUUUGGGAACGGGUCAAUUCGGAUUCAUUUGAGGGAAAUUAGAGAGUCUCAAGCUAAGGCUCGUGGAAUCCCAUACAGGAAGAAAAAGAAAAGGAAGAAAACCGCAAACGACCCAUUGAUCAGUGAUCAAGAAAGAUUUUCAAACUCUGGGGGGUCGUAAUCACUAGUCCCAUUGAUCACUCAUCACUCGAUCAUUUAUAUAAGACAGAAUCAAAUAAGAUGACUAAAAAUGGAAAAGAUGGUCUCGAUCUCAGGACACAGCCUACCAUUUUUGGAUACAGUUUUUGAGCCAUGAAAUUAUACAUGCCCGGUUAUAUAUUUGUAAGUUUGAGAAGAUUUCUAAACUCUUUCUAAAUGUAUUGGUAUUAUAUCUAUGUUUACGACUUUGUAGUCAUGUAUCUAUAUACAUACACGCGUGUAUAUCAUACAUGUCAAAACAUGAUAUUCAUACAUAUCGUAUGUAUAGUUGUUAGAUUUAAUUUUCUAUGAUUCAUCAAUGUGAAUCUUUUAACCAUAUGAAUCUCUAAUUGAAUAGAAUUAAGCGGAUAUAGAGAGAUUAUGUAUUUUCGGCUAGGGUUACCUUAGGAACUAAAACCCUCUUUAUAUAGAAUAUUAAUUUCUAGUUCAGCCUUUCAUUAAAUUAGAAAUUACUUAAAAUACCACAUAUAAAUAUUUCAUAACACUUAUGCCCAAGCCUUUACCUUAUUCACAAUAGUGACCACUUAAAUAGGCUAAUUGAUUAAUGGCCAUAUCACAUUUAUUCCUUAACAUAUGUGACCCCACUAAAUGAUCUUACAAUCUCCCACUGGGUCAUAUAUGUGCCUUAGAAUGUGAUAGACUGUAUGAGCGCUCUUUAUGCCAUCAAUCCCGAGAGCAUAAACAAUCUCGUCCAUUAGUUAUACCAACAUAGGACCAUGGCGGCUUUUGUUACAUUCUUUCAUAACUAAACAUUCCAUGAUCACAUACAUUAGUCCAACCAAAUGACAUAAAUCAGUUAUGAAACAUGUGGCAUGAAAAUCACAUGAAAUGUGGUAUGUACAUGUCGAUUUUUAACUGGUCCAAAUUUAAUGAGAUCAAUUUAACCUUAUGGUACAAAGUGUAUGUUGAAGACUUUAAACUUUAUUUCUGAUCAGAAAAAUGUGCAUAACACAACCAACACAUAGAACA
This is a messenger RNA of Brassica rapa (field mustard), 1979 nucleotides long. RefSeq names its product protein LIGHT-DEPENDENT SHORT HYPOCOTYLS 9. Gene Ontology annotation, biological process: mRNA transcription; response to light stimulus. NCBI's taxonomy places the organism in Eukaryota, Viridiplantae, Streptophyta, Magnoliopsida, Brassicales, Brassicaceae. Gene Ontology annotation, cellular component: nucleus. The record is from RefSeq and is a predicted model, not a curated record.